Fukomys damarensis (Damara mole-rat) is the source of this 1407-nucleotide messenger RNA. Its product is annotated as G-patch domain and KOW motifs-containing protein-like. Gene Ontology annotation, cellular component: spliceosomal complex. Gene Ontology annotation, biological process: mRNA splicing, via spliceosome. Gene Ontology annotation, molecular function: nucleic acid binding. The record is from RefSeq and is a predicted model, not a curated record. NCBI's taxonomy places the organism in Eukaryota, Metazoa, Chordata, Mammalia, Rodentia, Bathyergidae.
AUGGUGGAUGCUAAAGAUGGUGUUUUGGACCUGGCUGCCCCUUCUACUACCCCAGUGUCCUUCAGCUUCAUCCGCACCUCUGUGCAGAGGCAGCUCGCAGAUAAGGGAGAUGUUGAGGGGUUGGGCCCAGAGGAAAAGGAUUAAGAAAGGGAGCUGCAGAGUGUGAAGCCCCCAGAAGCCUCCAAGGAACUGGUCAUCGCACUGAUCCAGAAUAUCUAUCGCAGGCAGCCCUUGGCUCAAACCCCUGGGCCAUUCUCAGAGGCCUUGGCAGAUGGGGUGUUGUCCCAGGCUGUGAAGGAGAUCUAUAAGGAAUCCAAGAUGUCUCUAGAGGGGAGAGACAAUGUGGGUGUUGACCCCAUGCUCGCUAUCCCCACGAUCCAAAAAGGAUGCACCCCAUACUGGAAAGGUAUAGACAGGGAACACCAGGCUGAGACAGUGCCAGCGUGAUAUGAGGCCGUCCCUGUGGAGGCCUAUGGGCUGGCUAUGCUGCGGGGCAUGGGCUGGAAACCUGGUGAGGGCAUUGGCCACACUUUCAAACAAGUGGUGAAGCCCUGUGUAAACUCACCGAAGCCCCAGGGGUUAGGACUGGGUGCCAACCCGACGGAGGUCCAGGCUUUGGCCCCCGACGGAGGUCCAGGCUUUGCAAAGCCAGAUGGGAAGCAAGAGAAGGAUAAGGAAGACCAAACUCAAGGGCUGGUGCCUGGAGGUGCUGUGGUGGUCCUUUCCGGCCCUCACCAACACCUCUGUGGGAAGGUGGAAGGCUUUGAUCAUGACAAUGUGCGGGCCAUGGUUCGACUAGCAGUGGGCCAGUGCAUGGUGACUGUUAGCAACUACUGCCUGCGACCUGUGUCCCAGCAGGAGUUUGCCAAGAAUUCCUUGUCAGGUGAGCAGAACUUGCUCCGAGCGACAGCUUCGUCAUGGAAGGCCCUCCAGAGUGAAGACCUGCAUGGCUGUAGGGAGGACCCGGAAAGGAAGCGGAAACAUCCUCCAGAUGGACAGGAUGGGCCUGCAGCCAAGCGAGACAAAGCAGCCAGCAGGAGUCAGCGCUGGCUGCACAGGGACCUGCUCGUGUGCUUCGUGGACAAGCUGCACGAGGGCGGCCAGUAUUACACCACCAAGAUGACGACUGAAGAUGUCCUGAGCCCAGAUACAUGUAUGUGCAGGACAGACGAAGGCCGAGUCCAGGAAGGCGUGAUGGAAAACAUGCUGGAGACCCUGGUUCCCAAGGUCGAGGGUGAACGUGUGACGGUGGUACUAGGCCAUACUGCAAAGGUGGGACGCCCGGGGGGCAGGGACCGAGGCCGGAGCCGGGCUGUGGUGCACCUGCAGAGAGAGAAUCAUUCGGUGGAGCUUCACUAUAGUGCUGUGUGCCAGUACCGGGGCCCCACUGACUCAGAUAAAGACUGA